Messenger RNA from Sycon ciliatum, 3843 nucleotides. RefSeq names its product serine/threonine-protein kinase A-Raf-like. The transcript is spliced from 9 exons. The record is from RefSeq and is a predicted model, not a curated record. Gene Ontology annotation, molecular function: protein kinase activity; ATP binding. Gene Ontology annotation, cellular component: cytoplasm. Gene Ontology annotation, biological process: protein phosphorylation; Ras protein signal transduction. NCBI's taxonomy places the organism in Eukaryota, Metazoa, Porifera, Calcarea, Leucosolenida, Sycettidae. Bases 560 to 2755 code for a protein of 731 amino acids.
CAAUCCCUGUAGAUAUGCCACUACAUUCAACAAGCACUAAUCUCUGAUUCUGAGCUAUAGCAUGCAGUGUUUCCUGCGCUGUCCACUAAUCAUUUUUUUCUUGUGACUCCGUUCCUGUUGCACAUGCCUCCAGCUCCGAUCUAAUCGCGAUGAAGCGGCUGACGAAAAUUAUUUGUGUGCUUGACAGCCACUGAGCCAGUUGUGAUCCCUAGAGUAGAGUUGUGUGCGUGGUGACUGACCUCCAUUCAUCCGCUGCCUCGCUGUUCCUUGCUGAUAUUACCACGGAUCGGCUGGAUAACUGGACAGAGCGAGCUAGCGAGCUAGCGUGAAGCACUUCACGCCAGCGGUUUCGUCGGUAGCGUCCUCCUUGCUGAGGAAAAUCCUGCCAAUAUCCUAGUCCUGUACCUGUUGCAGUCCGUUUGGUGCUUUGAAAUGAGCGGCAUAUAUAUUUUUGACCUCGAGUUGCACCUGCGCUAGCCCGGUUUGAAUUUCUUCAGCAAUUUCAGACCAGUUCACACAGCUGUAUUCCCUGGGCCGUUGCGCUGUCCUCCUUGACUGAAUGGCCACAGCCCGUACCUCCAGUAUGUCGCUGAGAAAAGAUAGCAAGGGUAUGAAAGAUAAGCCAGGCAAGGAUAAGGGUGGAGCGAAAUCCCCAUCAGCCUCCGCCUCGCUCGAUUCCUCCUCCUCGUUCUUUGCCAAGCACCGCGCGAAACCCCGAUCGAAGAAGGACAGUAGCUCGGUGGACGUUGCUGCGUUUGAUACGAUAUCGUCGGCCACUUUGCCACCGAUGCACACUGGGGACUUCUCACGAAUGACAUCGAGCUCGUCGUGCACUGCCCCUCUGUCCAGCCCAAAGCAGGUGGAAAGGCAGUCAGCAUCUCUGACCAGCCUGGAUAAUGAGUGCUACGCGCCCAGCAUACCAGAGCCUAUCAAGAAAGGGCAUGUGCGAAUUCUCCUGCCCAAAAGGCAACGCACCAUGCUGGUGAUCCGCAAGCCAGACAUGUCUUUAGAAGAAGCGCUAGGUAAGGCAAUGAAGAUUCGCAACUUAUCUCCCGACAACUGCCUGGUGUACCGCUUGGUGCCGGAAAAACGGCCCCUGCAAUGGAAGAGCUGCAUCGCGGACUAUGACGGCGAGGAGAUCUCUGUUGAAGAUAAGAACAACACCACGUUCCAAAACCGCCACCGGUUGGUCCAGAAAGGACAGAUGCAGUUCACCAACUGUUCGUACUGCGGCAAGUUCAUGUGGUCUGGACUGAAGUGUCAAACGUGCCAGUACAAAGUUCACAAGCAAUGCUUGCCCUAUGCCACCAAGUACUGCUACAACGAUGAGGAUGAAAACGGAAGUCUGGAAACACCGAAACUCAGCACUACGGAACUGAUUAACAGAGUUCCAAUGGAUGACUCGUUGCAAGCACUCUUUGCGUACCCAGGAGAUGGUAAUGACGAGCAUGUUACUAUACGCCGCGCCAACAUGGACACCCUUACCAAGGUCUACAACCAGCCGACGGAGACAACGAAGCCGGAGAAGCGCCUGAUCCGAGCUGGCUCCAUGCCCAGCCUGAAGCACGACAACAGCGCCACGGACGAGCUCAUGGCCACGAUCACGCCAUCUUCCGGCACUCCGGAUGUACUGGCCAAAGAUAAUUAUCGAGCAUCGUCACACUUGCAAAGCAAUGCGAAUAAGAGCACUACAUCGGUGGCAUCGACUAAAACGCUCACCAAAGAAACUGAACCAGAGGAUGAUGUAGUGAACACUAUGGAUUUGGUUACUACGCGCCAGACUAUUGCAAAUAUGGGUCUGGCAUCCGAGAAAAUAGAAUCGGAUUGGGAGAUCCAGAUGAGUGAGGUGAAACUCUUUGAUAAGGUCGGUUCCGGCGCAUACGGCUCCGUGUACAAAGCCGAGUACCACGGAGAAUGUGCUGUGAAGAUGCUGAAUGUGAAGACGCCAAGUCCGGAGUUACGUGAAGUGUUCGCCAAUGAGGUCAAGAUCUUAAUGAAAACACGUCACGUUCACGUCCUGCUGUUCAUGGCCUGGAUCUUCGACCCGUUGUGCAUCGUGACGCAGUGGUGCGAAGGCUCCUCGUUGUACUCGGUGCUUCACGUCGAUGGCAAAACGCUCAGCAAUGAGCAGACGCUGACCGUCGCUGACCAAAUCGCGAAAGGCAUGGACUAUUUGCACUCGCGGAAGAUCAUUCACCGUGAUUUGAAGUCGGGCAACGUCCUCCUGGAGCACAAGGCAGACUUUGACUACAACAAGCUCGACAUGGUGGAGCUGAUUAACGUCAAGAUUGCAGACUUUGGCUUGAGUGCCAUGCACAAUGCGCUCAGACCGAGUAGCAUGCCCAACGUAGGACAGCAGCCGCUGGGAAGCCUGCUCUGGAUGUCCCCGGAAGUGAUCAAGAUGAAAGUGAGCGACCCGUACACGGAGAAGAGCGACGUGUAUGCGUUUGGCAUCAUUUGCUAUGAGCUGAUCACGCUGUCCCUGCCUUUCCCUGACCUCCGCAACCGGGAUAUGCUCAUGUGGAUGAUCGGCUCUGGCCAAAGACGCAUUCAACUGGAUCCUAAUGACAAGACGUAUAACAAGGCACCCAAGGCGUUCAAGGCUCUGUUUCAGAGCUGCGUAGAAUUUGACCGUGAUAAUCGUCCUCUAUUCAAAGAGAUUGACCUAACACUACGGAAGGCCCUAGACUCCCAGCGUAAGCCAAGGCUGUUCCGCUGCAACAGCCUGCCGAGCUUGCCACAUGAUCUGUCCUAGUGAAACACUCUACAUGCACUCUGCACUACUGGACCUAGUACUGCGUGCAGCUAUGCGGCCAGCAUGCUCACGGACACCAAUGAAGUGACAGGGCACUCCUGACUAUCGUAGUCCCCUUUCGCUGGUCGUAGCUCCUAAUGACUGGUAAGCUGUCCUAGUAACUGGUGUCUCAUCGGUACACUGGCUGGAGGGAACUGUCUUUGCCUGGCAUGGACGUGAGUCGGUUUGGGCCACUGUGUGCAGAAAUGAAGCGGCAAGGUUGAACUCUCCUGUGACGUCUUGGUCCCAAAGCAGAUGUCUGAUCGCUGUUCCUGGCGUUGUAGCUUCUGCUCGGUCUAGCACUAGACAAGUGAGAUUCCUGUUCUAACUGAUUCGUGUGAAGCACUACUGACCAGCUAUACUUGUCUAUGGUGAUGGUGAUAUGUCAGUUUGUCUACAUGUGCAAAGCUAAACUGCUGCCCUACAGUCGGUCGGUCUUAUGGACCAGUCUAGCAAGAACCCAAACACACUGUAAACGGUUACCCCAUGCAUGCUGGAGAGCAGACACCAGCUUGUUAGUCACCCUGGUCAGUCACUCGAUCAGUGGACAGGAUCUCAGUCCCACUGCCUCCCUCUCUCGACUUGAUAAUAAUUAUGAAUUCAAUGUGCGCACGCGCGCAUGUGUGUGUGUGUCACGUUGUGUGUGUGUGUGCAGGCGCGCAUGUGCACGCACAUGUCUGGAUGUGCAUGUCCAUCUACUCCUGGUACAUUAUAUCACUAUUGGACUCAGUAUUUUCUCUGACUGUGCCUUGCCGUGUCAAGAUCAUGCGUAACUUUCACCAUAACUGCGUUGCCGCUGCAUUUCCGAACCAGAACCAAUUAACCAUUUUUUUCCCAGGAUCAUUUCCUGAUAAAGCUGUCCACUAUUUCCCGCCGGAAUCUAUUGCUACAUUGCUAGUUUCUCAACCUGAGAACCCCCGUGACUGGAGUUACCAGCACUACCCAAGUAGGGCGCAGUUUUGUUCGUCUGUUUCAACGAUGUAUUGCCGUGUGUGCUCGUAAUCGUAAUACAGUCUCAGUGCAUCUGUGACACAGAGCACCAUCUCCGA